This is a messenger RNA of Panonychus citri (citrus red mite), 2136 nucleotides long. RefSeq lists its product as uncharacterized. The coding region runs from base 1 to 2136 and encodes 711 amino acids. Lineage: Eukaryota; Metazoa; Arthropoda; Arachnida; Trombidiformes; Tetranychidae. The record is from RefSeq and is a predicted model, not a curated record. The transcript is spliced from 2 exons.
AUGGAUAUAUUUACUAAAAGAUAUUUUGAAACUCUUUGUUGUCCUAAAAAUUCAGAUUUGAAUCGACAAACUUUUGAAUAUCAAGAACAUAAGCCUUCAGGCUUUGGUUAUGUUAUAGUAAAUUAUAAAAAUGAAAUAACAAACUAUCGAUCUUAUCGAGGAGAAAAGUGCGGAUAUCAUUUCUUGAAGACAUUAAUCAGUGAUGUUAAGACGUUAUUAAGUUUAAUUGCUGAAAGAGAAAGAGAUUUCUAUAUGAGUGAAGAAGAUACUAAAAACUUUGAAAUUACCGAUGUUUGUCAUAUUUGCAACAAAGAAAUAAUUAAAGGAGAAGUUAAAGUAAGGGAUCAUGAUCAUUUUACUGGAAAGUAUAGAGGGGCAGCUCAUUCUCCAUGUAAUCUGAAGAUGGCUACCCCAAAUUACAUACCAGUAGUAUUUCACAACUUGAAAAACUUUGAUUCACACAUAAUCUUAAAAGCAAUAGAGAAAGAAAUGUUUACUAAAGUUAAGAUUAUUCCACAAAAUAUGGAAAAGUAUAUAUCAUUCAAACUUGAUAAUAUUUGUUUUCUUGAUAGUUAUGCUUUUCUUGCUAGUUCUCUAGAUGAGCUUGCAGGAUACUUGAAUGAUGAUUUAAAAAAUUCAUAUCUUUUACAAUUAUUCAACGUCAAAGAUCUAAAUUUUGUCUGCAAGAAAGCUCGAUUACCGUAUGACUAUUUAGACAGCUUUGAUCGAUUCAAUGAAACAUCACUACCACCUAUAUCAGCGUUUUAUAAUAAGUUAAAAUUCGAAAAUCUCGAUCCAAAAAUUUAUCAAAAUAUGUGUGAUCUUUGGCAACAUUUUGAUGUAGUUAACAUCGGACAAUUUCAAGACAUUUAUCAGAAAAUCGAUGUAGUUCUAUUAGCAGCUGUUUUUGAAAAUUUCAGAUCAAUCAGUGUAAACCAAUUUCAGUUAGAUCCAUUACAUUUUUUUUCUUCGCCUGGUCUUACUUGGUCAGCUGCUUUAAAAAAGACAGAUGUCGAAAUUGAUUUACUAACAGAUUUAGACAUGAUAAUGAUGUUUGAAAAGGGUAUUCGAGGAGGUAUUUCUUCAGCAAUGACCAGAUUUACUAAAGCGAAUAUACCAAAUUAUCCUGAUUAUGAUAAAUCACAAGAAAAUAGUUAUAUUACAUACCUAGAUGUUAACAAUUUAUACGGUUUCGCAUUGCAACAGAGUAUGCCUUAUUCAGAUUUUCGUUUUGUUAAAGAAGAAAAUUUUAAACAUUAUUAUCAUAGAUUCGUCACAGAGACUAUAACCCAUGAAAGUGAGGAAGGAACAGUUUUUGAAGUUGAUAUAACAUAUCCAUCAUUUCUACACGAUGAUCAUAAUGACUACCCGCUCGCUCCCGACAAAACAAAAAUUGACGAUAAUUUGUUGAGUGAAACUCAACAUGAAAUUUUAAUUUCAACCGGUAGGAAACGAACAGUAUGUGAAAAGUUGAUUCCAUCUUUUCUAAAAAAGUCCAAAUAUGUUGUACACUAUAAAAAUUUAAAUUAUUAUGUUAAAAAAGGUUUAGUAGUUACAAAGAUUCACCGAAUCAUUUGUUUCAAACAAAAACCCUGGCUUAAAGAUUAUAUUGUUCUUUGUACAAAAAUGAGAAUGCAAUGUUCUUCUCCUUUUGAAAAAAACUUUUGGAAACUCAUGGUUAAUGCAAUAUACGGAAAAUCUAUUGAAGAUGUCAGAAAACAUUCAGAUGUUCGUUUAGAACUUAAUAAAAAUGGUGUUAUGAAACAACUACGCCGUCCUAUGUGCCAACGUUUCUACAUUCUUGAUGAAAAUAAAGCCCUUUUCAAGCUACAUAGAACAAAAUGCUUGUUGAAUAAACCAAUAUACAUAGGUUUUUCGGUCUUAGAUUUUUCUAAGCUCCAUAUGUAUCAACUUCACUAUGAUAUAUUCAAACCAAAAUAUCGUGAUAAAAUAUCUCUUUUAUACACCGAUACCGAUAGUUUCAUAUAUCAUAUAAAAACCGACAAUGUUCAUGUUGAUUUUAUGGAUUUAAAAUGCAUAUUCGACUUUUGUGACUAUCCAAAAAAUCAUAUUUCCAAUUUAUACAAUGAAUGUAAUAAAAAAACUCGGAUAUCUAAAAGACGAAAUGAAUGGUAA